Molecule: messenger RNA, 459 nt
Organism: Acanthosepion pharaonis
Lineage: Eukaryota; Metazoa; Mollusca; Cephalopoda; Sepiida; Sepiidae
Source: the annotation of a GenBank genome assembly
AUGUUCAGUGACGACAGUCAAUCGAGUUUCGGAUCGAACAUCGAUGAAUUGCUAUACGAAAUCGUCGGCAAUGAAACUUUAGAUAAAGAAGUACAGGAAACGGCGAAAAGGUGUGAAAAUGAAGGAAAAUUGUCAAGUAUACUUAAAUUAGAACUAAAAUCAAAAAUUCAACUAAAAAAAUUCAACAAAGGUGAAAGUUUCACUGUUGAAUGGAGAGAGAAAGAAGAAACUCAGCUGACGCCUGAAGAUUUGACGAGAAGGGAAGAAUUGAAAGAGAGAAACAAAUUGUCCGCACGGAAACACAGAAUGAAGAAGAAACAAGAAAAAGCUGACAUUCAAAUCGAAAUUAAUGAAUUGACAGUGAAAAAUCAAAAUCUACAGCAAAUAAUUAAAGAAUUGGAAUCACUAAAAAGGAAAUACAUCAAUUUCGGAAAUUUAACAGAAGAUAAAGCAACUUGA